Molecule: messenger RNA, 3463 nt
Organism: Mobula hypostoma (lesser devil ray)
Lineage: Eukaryota; Metazoa; Chordata; Chondrichthyes; Myliobatiformes; Myliobatidae
Gene: got1
Product: glutamic-oxaloacetic transaminase 1, soluble
Exons: 9
Coding region: 110-1351 (413 amino acids)
Biological process (GO): L-aspartate biosynthetic process
Cellular component (GO): cytosol
Molecular function (GO): L-aspartate:2-oxoglutarate transaminase activity; pyridoxal phosphate binding
Source: RefSeq, a predicted model, not a curated record
GGAGGCGAGCUGAGCGGGCUCAAGGUCGCUUAGGGGGUUUCAGUGCUGCCGAUCGCUGCUGCUCGUCCCCACGUCCGGUUCCACCGAACCCCCUCUCAGCACUGCCUCGAUGGCGUCCUUUUUCGCUGCUGUGCCGCUGGCUGCGCCCGUAGUCGUCUUUAAGAUUACGGCUGACUUCAAGGAGGACCCGAACCCCAAGAAGGUCAACUUGGGAGUUGGAGCUUAUCGUACCGAUGAAGGGACACCCUGGGUGUUACCUGUGGUGAGGAAGGUGGAAAAAUGCCUGGCUAAUAAUGAUAGUCUUAAUCACGAAUACGUACCCAUUUUGGGCAUUCCAGAAUUCACCAAGAGUUCUUAUGAAACAGUUCUUGGAAAGGACAAUCCGGCCAUUGCAGAAGGCAGGGUGGGUGGUGUGCAGUGUCUGGGAGGGACUGGCGCACUUCGUUUGGGUGCUGAAUUUCUGCACGCAUGGUACAAUGGAACUAAUAACUCAUCAACUCCAGUAUAUGUUUCUGCACCGACUUGGGGAAACCACAAUGGGGUGUUUGGUGGAGCUGGGUUCACCGAUAUUCGCAGCUAUCGUUACUGGGACCCAACCAAGCUUGGUCUAAACCUACAAGGACUUCUGGAGGAUCUGGAGAAUGCUCCAGAAUUUUCAAUUAUCGUGUUGCAUGCAUGUGCACACAACCCGACCGGUACUGAUCCAACUCCAGAGGAAUGGAAGAAAAUUGCCGAGGUCAUGAAGAAAAAGUCCCUCUUCCCGUUCUUUGAUUCAGCCUACCAGGGCUUUGCAUCUGGAAACUUGGAUAAAGAUGCUUGGGCUGUCCGUUACUUUGUAAGCCAAGGUUUUGAGCUUUUCUGUGCCCAGUCCUUCUCUAAGAAUUUUGGAUUAUACAAUGAGAGAGUUGGAAAUCUGUGUAUUGUGGCAAAGGACAGUGACAAUGUGAAACGGAUUCGAUCUCAGAUGGAGAAAAUAAUCCGUACAAUAUGGUCAAACCCUCCGGCGCAAGGAGCUCGUAUUGUAGCCACAACACUUAAUGAUCCAGAUCUCUUUGCAGAAUGGACAGGUAACGUGAAGACAAUGGCUGACCGAAUAUUUCUGAUGCGAUCCCAACUGAGGGAAAAGCUGGAGAAACUGGGGACACCUGGCACUUGGAAUCACAUAACCCAACAGAUUGGGAUGUUCAGCUUCACAGGACUGAAUCCUUCUCAGGUCGAUUACAUGGUUAAGAAGAAACACAUCUAUCUCAUGAGCAAUGGCCGCAUCAACAUGUGCAGUCUGACCACUUCCAACCUGGAUUACGUGGCAGAAUCCAUUAAGGAAGCAGUGACUGCCAGCCAGUGCCAGUGAACAAGAACUUGCUUCCAAAGUAAUCUGUAGAUGUGACUGCAUGUGAUGGUGGGUGUUUGUUGGUGUUGCAGUCUCUCAUGCCUUAUGCUUAACUUCAUCUAAUAUCCAAUUGAGAGGGAAGCCCUGAAAUUAACACUUAAAUAGAGAAGCACUAAUUUAGCUCUAUCCCUUGGUUUACUAUCUAGUCAGGAUGUUUAAUUUUAUCUUUAUAAUUGUAGAACAAUUCAAUUGUUUUUAAAUAUUAUUUUACAGUUAUUACUGCACACCACGUUAUCUAGAAAUUUCAGUGUACAGCAUGGUUGGUCAGUUUUAAAACUUUAUGAAUAUUUGCAAAUGUGUUUAUUUUUUCAUUUUUCCUUUAAACUAGUCCCCAAGGACAGAUUCGUAAUUUUUAAACAAAAAUCUCCCUUUUAACAUGGGCAAAGUGGUCAUGUAAAACUGUAAAAUUCUGACAGUCAUAAAGUCACACAGUAGGGAACUGUCCUUCAGUCCAACUGGCCCAUGCUGGUCAAGGUGCCACCAAGCUCCUCCCUGUGUUUGGCCCACAUCCUUCUAAGCCUUCCCUUUCCGUAUACAGGUCGACCUUCACUAAUCCGGACUACCUGUAAUCCGGCACUGAUUAUGCUUAAUGUGAUCCUUCUGUAAUUCGGCAUUUUCACUAAUCCAGCACUCCUCAGGUCCCAGUGGUGCCGGAUUAGUGAAGGUCGACCCGUACUUGUCUGAAUGUCUUUGACAUUUUGUGGUUUCCUUUUUCCAGAGGAAAACCUUGGAAAAGUUUAAAGGCAGGAAAGCAAAAAGGCUUUUAAUUACUACAGGAGUGAUGAUGAGAUGGGGCAAGUGAGGCAUUGAAUAGAAUAAAUUGUUGAGAAAAGUUUUUGUCCAUAGGUUAUCGUUUAUUCAAUCCCACUCAAAGCCAGUGGCAAGCUUCAAGGUGAACUGCACUGUCAGACUUCCAGUGGAUGUGAAUAUUCAGCAGUAUGCAAUAAUUUUCAAGACACAUUUGUAGAUGCGCUCAAAUUGAUCUGUCGUGUCAAGACUUGAUCCCCUAGAGCAGGGGUUCCCAACCAUUUUUAUGCCAUGGACCAAUAGCAUAAAGCAAGGGGUUCGUGGACUCCAGGCUGGAAACCCCUGCCUUACAGUGACCAGGGUUGUUGUCAGUAAACAGUCCAGUCUCGGAGCCAGGGAGCUUAGCCAAUGUGAGGGGGCAACUCAUUUACUUCAUAUAUAUUAUCCUGUGCUAAACUGGCUGAUGGGCUAAUUGCUCGUUUCUUUGACCUGUUACUUAAUGAACUCUAAUGGAAGCAAAAUUCAUUGAAUAGGAUCAAUACCUCAGGGAGAGAAGUAAUUCCAUCCAGGUUUAUAUGCCUGUUAUACUUGAUUGAGUUGCCAUAAUUAUACAGCCGUGAUGAUGCCUUACACUGCUGCAGUUUGAACUGUAACCAUUUAGCUAAUGUGACUGAAGGAUCAGUAGGGAAUCACUAAUUUGGGCGUAAUCCGUAUUGAAACGGUUUAAAGGCAUAGUGAGGGCAUUAACCUGUUUGAUUCAGGAAGGUUUCUGAAGGGAGCAAUGCAGCGACAUCAGAACUGAGUCAGAUAAUCCUAAACCUUUACAAAUUAAUUGCAGAUUUUUAGUCUGAAAAUAGUAUUUGUGAUUCACAGUGUUAAAUAUCUAGUCCUGUAUAGCACUUUAAAAACAGUAACAUAGAAACAUAGAAAAUAGGUGCAGGAGUAGGCCAUUCGGCCCUUCGAGCCUGCACCGCCAUUUAUUAUGAUCAUGGCUGAUCAUCCAACUCAGAACCCAGCCUUCCCUCCAUACCCCCUGACCCCUGUAGCCACAAGGGCCAUAUCUAACUUCCUUUUAAACAUAGCUAAUGAACUGGCCUCAACAGUUUGCUGUGGCAGAGAAUUCCACAGAUUCACCACUCUCUGUGUGAAGAAGUUUUUCCUAACCUCGGUCCUAAAAGGCUUCCCCUCUAUCCUCAAACUGUGACCCCUCGUUCUAGACCUCCCCAACAUCGGGAACAAUCUUCCUGCAUCUAGCCUGUCCAAUCCCUUUAGGAUCUUAUACGUUUCAAUCAGAUCCCCCCUCAAUCUUCUAAAUUCCAACGAGUA